Messenger RNA from Temnothorax curvispinosus, 3363 nucleotides. Its product is annotated as A disintegrin and metalloproteinase with thrombospondin motifs 6-like. Gene Ontology annotation, cellular component: extracellular matrix. The coding region runs from base 1 to 3363 and encodes 1120 amino acids. Lineage: Eukaryota; Metazoa; Arthropoda; Insecta; Hymenoptera; Formicidae. The record is from RefSeq and is a predicted model, not a curated record. Gene Ontology annotation, molecular function: metalloendopeptidase activity. The transcript has 16 exons. Gene Ontology annotation, biological process: proteolysis; extracellular matrix organization.
AUGAAACGCUUGUCGCAUUAUCCGUCUAUUUGGUUAUUCGUGCUCGUAACGCUUCAUAGUCAGCAUGCUUAUACUGGUUAUCAAGGCCGUUAUACGCGCGCUGUUGAUUUACCGGAUGGACACGAAGUAGUAAUACCGCGAAAGGUCAGAUCAGACGGGAGUUUUAUAUCUCAUCGAAUACCUCAUCACUUCGAGCGCUCCUUCGAUCGAAAUCGGACGACAGGCGACGAUGCCGUUCACUAUCGCCUGCGUAUUGAUCACGAGGAGCACCACGUCGAGCUCUAUCCAAACCAUCGACUCCUUGGACCAGGUGCAAUAAUCGAGAAACGUCGGGGAUCGCAGGAUUUUUUGAACAACAUGCAAUUGAAACGAUUGCGAGACAUGCAAUGCCACUAUCGAGCCCGUGUGCGCAACCAAUCGGAAGACAGCGCUCUAUCUACCUGUUACGGACUUGUUGGAUACAUUAAAACGAAGCACGCGUGGUACAUGAUCGAACCAGUUGCUGGACAUGACUUUACCAAAGAAAUGGAGCAACCGCAUAUCGUGUAUAAAAGGAGUCCAGAUGAGUAUCAAACCGCUGCCGUGCGGGAUCUCUGCAACGUCAUCGGUGAAACGUCCAGGAUCAUUGCCAAGCGUGCUUUGAAUCCGCAGAAGAGAGUGCCCGCAAGAUCAAUCGAGAGUAGGUCGUACACGCUAGAACUGCUGGUCGUGUUGGACAAGUCUCUAUUGGACUAUCACAGAGAGUUCGAUGCUGCCGGAUUGUUUCACGACGUCAGUCUAGGUUUACAUAUGCAACUGACCAUAGUGAGAAUUAUAAGAUUAGAGGUGGAGGAAGAUGAGAUGAAUCUGUCGAUAAAUCGAGACGCGGAUGCGACGCUAAGGCGCUUUCAAAAGUGGCAGUACACCAUGAAUCCCGGCGGUGAUUCCCACCCAAAUCACCACGAUUGCGCGAUUCUCAUUAGCAAAUUAGAUAUCUGUGUCUCGACAAACCUCUGUGGCUUCACCGGUACAUCCACGAUUGCCGGUACGUGCGAUCCUUUGAGAGGCGCAGCCAUUGUGAGAGAUGCUGGUUUGUCAACCGGUUAUCAUAUAGCUCAUCAGAUAGGCCACACCCUGGGUAUGUCCCACGACGUGCAGCGGGAGAACGGCUGUCCCGGUAUAGUUUAUCACGGGAACGGAUACGUGGUAACCACCGUUAUGCACCCCGGCGACAUGUACAUCACGAAAAAAUGGUCCGAGUGCUCCCGGCGCUACCUACGCUCGUACAUCGAACAAGGUCUCGGGUUCUGCUUAGAAGACGAGCCGCAAGAUCAUCAUUUUCCAGCUGCGGAAAUGCUGCCGGGCGUGAUGUACAACGGUGACGAUCAAUGCCGUUUACGGUAUCGACCAGAUGCUCGACAAUGUGACAUGGGAAUCACCUGCGAGACCCUUAGAUGUGCCAUUCCGGGCAGAGGUUGCGUGACUGACAGGAAACCACCCGCGGAGGGUACCCCGUGUGGCGAAAAGAGAUGGUGCUACCAAAUGAAGUGCCUGAUGGUGGGAGAACGACCUGGAAUCACUAACGGCGGUUGGGGUGCCUGGUCGUCCUGGAGCAGGUGUUCGCGGACAUGCGGCUCCGGCGUGGCGUACUCCGUGAGAAAAUGCAACCGGCCGUCCCCGUCCAAAGGCGGCUCUUAUUGCGUGGGUGACAGGAAGCGCCAUAAAAUCUGCGCCACGGACCCCUGUGAAAUCGGCGCACCGUCGUUUCGUGACGUGCAGUGCGCCGAAUUCAACGACUGGGUGUUUCCGGAAGACGGAAAGGUUCAUCGUUGGACGGCGUAUAAUCUGCCCGAAGACUUGAAGGCGUCCGAAAACCCCUGCGCGCUUUACUGCAUAAGCGAAACUAAUCUGGUGACCUCGUUGAGACCGAAAGUGGUAGACGGUACCACGUGUUAUAGAGGCAUCCGAGACAUUUGCGUCGGGGGUGUGUGCAGGGAGAUACCUUGCGACCUAGAUAUGGAAUCCGCCGCCGUCGAAGACGUCUGCGGUGUCUGUCGAGGCGACAGCACCUCGUGUACUUUGAAGCAAGGAACAGUGUCGAUUAUGGCCCAAGCCCGACUCAAGAAGAUAACAGAUGUGCCGGCCGGUGCCAGAAAUAUUCGCGUCGAGGAGGCAGAACCGACCAAAUCCAGGAUCGUGGUGCGCACCAGAAGUACGAAAACCGUGUUGAUCGAUGGUAACCGUCUAGGAAUGUUCAAUGUGCCGGGUUCUAAGGCGUGGCUGGGAAUGAUAAGGCCGAGGCAGGAAGCUUUGAACAUACCGGGACCCGUCACUGAGGACUUGAUUAUAUUGGUUCUAGCAAAGGAGAACGUCACAUUGAAAUACUCAUUAGGAUUGAAGCAGCGUACUCCCCGCAAACCUGAGUUCUCCUGGGACUUCAUUGACUGGGAGAAAUGCUCGGCAGGUUGCGGUCCGGGAGAACAGAUAUCGAAACCCCGUUGCAUCGAGAAAAUCGGUGGAUUGGUGGACGAUAAAUUUUGCAGGAACAUCAGUAAACCAGACGCAAAAGUCAGACCAUGCAAUCAAGCUCCCUGCAUACCGCGGUGGAUCAUUGGCGAAUGGCAAGGCUGCACACCAUGCACGCCAGGCUGCAAGCGAAGGCGCGCUGUCAAAUGUGUACGACCCGUCGGCCGUGGCGAGCAGGAUCUCGAUGUGGUCGAGGACAGCUACUGCCAAGGACCGAAGCCAAGGGAGUCGGCGCCUUGCGAAGCCAGCCGGCGAAGACGAGAGGACAGAGGUGCCGCCGACGACAAACGCGAGAUCUCCUCUGUUCGCUCGAGCGCGCUAACGCGACAAAACGACUUCAUUAGAGCUGCUCGAGCGACCGUUAAGACGGCUUUAAGCGGCGCCGUCGCGGAGGACCGACAUCCAGGUGAUUUCUCUACACGAGCGUCCAAUCGUUCUUGUUCGAUCGGCACCGGGUACGUUAAUGCGCUUCCAAGCGAGACAAUGAGCUUAAUUUCAGCGGACGCGAUUCGAAAUUCGACCAAGACUCGUCGAGAUCGUUCUCAGAUAGAUAAAAAAUCGAGAAAUGCACCGAACGAUACGGAAAAGAUAAAUGCGAAUAAAAUUAAGAAGGGCGAGAUAGUGAUCGAUAAAGAGGACAUUCAGAACCUAACGCUCACGAUUAUUCUGGAGCGCGAUGAAAAGAACGUCGUAACGAAUUUCCCAAAGGAUUUCGAGCCGCGACCGUCGGAGAAUAGCACGGAAUUUACCUUGGUCGGUAUGGAUGCUCUCAGAUACAUACAGAGAAUUCAGGAAGAAGCGCGCGCCUCUUCCGAGAUCUCGAUUUUUCGCGAACGACGUGCAUGCAAUACGCGAUGA